GAUGUGGAGAGUGGGAUAAUGUUUUGGUUCCCUCUCACUGCUGAGCUCUCACGUGCUGCAACCCUGACUCAUUCCAGAUGUGUGUGAGGGGGGGGGAAGAAAUAUCUGCUACAGUCAUAAGUCAAACUACAAGCAGCUGAGAGAUCACAGAACUAGACUACUGAGAGACCCAGGAGCUGCAGCAAGAGGAGCAGGUUCUUAUUCCAAGGGAACGCCGAGAGCCCACACUCAGCCCAGGCACCAGACGGCGGUAUAAUGUACCUACAGUCCUGCGUCCUACUGCUGCUCUACAACUGUGUGGAGGCCAAUUUCACCAGCAAGUGGCAGAGAGUGGUGUUUUUUCCGUCUGCCCACCGUGUGCGUCGCUCCGCGGCCGAGUUCCUGGACCCCGUGCUGCAGAAGUCUCUGCCUGAGGUGGAGCUGCUCUAUGAGUUUCUGUCAACUGGGGUCCACAUCGACCAGGACAACAGGCUGGCUCUCCUUGACCCCGAGUUGUCCUCUCUGAGAAAAGCCACCGCCUUUGACGUUGUUUGCAACGACGUGAUCCCCAAGUCCAUCUCGGACAUUCGGAGGCUGAAAGAUAAACUGUCCUACCUUCAGGGUCCCCUGAAGAAAGAAGACUUUGAGAGGACGCUUUUGACCAUGGCCUAUGCAGCCUUGAAGACAUCAAAGUCAGACGACGACAACCAGCAGAAGGUCUGGAUGGACGCUGCCACUGAGCUCUUUUUUGCACUGAGAAAAGACUUGAUGUUCCCGAAUAACAGAGAGGGAAAACACUGAUCCAAGACCUUGAAGACCCCUUGUCUAAUGAUGCAUGUUAUGAUACAGUUGCUAUAUAUAUCGGAGAAUAUAAUUUAUUUUACUUAAUGGAAUGCGGAGAUGUAACAAGCCCUUUCAGUUUUGUGGUGGUGGUGGGGGGUGACAGAACACCUUCUUCCCACCAAGCCUCUUAUUCCCACCAUUCUGCCCGACAGUGGUCACUUCCACCCCAACCUUUCAUCCAAUUCAAAUCAUUGCAUUCUGGGAGCCACAAUCCCAUUUCUGCCUCUUCUAACAGUAGGGGGACUCCUGCGCCUACCUGAAUCCUAUGCAGUAUACUGCUCAACAUCACAGCUCCUCCCACCUGCCGGUGCUACUUUCUGAGGUUUCUCAUUAAAGAUCUGUAUAUUUUAUAUUUAUGUGUAAACACAGCUAUAAGGAUGGUAUCAUGGUUAUGUACUGUAUGUUUCUGGUUACAAUUUUGCACAAGUUACAUUUUUCUUAUUGGUUUAUACUUAUAAAGAUUCAUCAUUUUCGAA
Molecule: messenger RNA, 1298 nt
Organism: Pseudophryne corroboree (corroboree frog)
Lineage: Eukaryota; Metazoa; Chordata; Amphibia; Anura; Myobatrachidae
Gene: FAM180A
Product: family with sequence similarity 180 member A
Exons: 3
Coding region: 256-780 (174 amino acids)
Source: RefSeq, a predicted model, not a curated record